AUGUUCCCCUUCCUGAUCUUGGGUCAGUUUCACUUUCCGUUCUACCUGUCAGCGACCGAGAGGUCAGAGCCUGGACGCUGCGGAGAAGAGCAAAAACAAGUGGAGUGAAGUCCUCAGUAAGCUGUCAUUUUCUCAUCCAGCGGGAUUUAUAGACUACCUUUGUUACCAUUAAGUCGACUAGAGGAAGUGCAUGCGGACAGGACCGCAGCAACGCGACCUGAGAAGGUGUAAACAUGGCUUCUGAAGUUACACCGGGACUCAAUUUGAAGGAGGCUGAGGAACUGGCCCUCUCUCUGAGUGAAGCCCUCAGCAGUGGGGACGAACCGGAAGCUGUCAAACUGUGCCAGAGACUGGCACAGCUCUCUGUGCCAGUGUCCGUCAGAAUCAGCAGUCAGGCCUACCCUCAGGACUCCAUAAGGUUGUGGGUUGGAGUGGAGGAUGCCCAGUCAGAGGCCUACAUUCCAGUGACUGUUGAGGUUUCUACUGACAUGACAAUUGCACAACUUAAAGAGAAGUUCAGCGAUGACUUUGGGUUCGCCCCCGCGCUGCAGCGAUGGGUGAUCGGAAAGCGGCUGGCCCAGGACCGGGAGACGUUGUACAGCCACGGUGUCCGUGAGGAUGGGGACAAAGUUUUUCUGUUUAUCCUCUCCGCCCAUGCUGCUCAUCUCACACGGCAACAACACAAGCUGGACCAGGAGCAACAACGCAUAGAGGGUAUUGUGGAGUCAAUGCAGACGAUGCAGCUUUUGGCCAGAGGGCUGGGCAUGGGUGGUGGUGACAAGACAAUUCCUCCCCCAGAGACUCAACUCACUCCUCCUCCACCUCCUCCUAAACCAGUUGUGCCUCCUAAACCUCAGCUGGGCUGGGCCUGUGCUAUGUGUACGUUCAUGAACAAACCAACGCGUCCUGGCUGUGAGAUGUGUGGAGAGGAGCGUCCAGAGGAUUAUGAGGUGCCCAACAUCUACCAACCAGACCAGGAGGAGAUUCUUCGAAUUCAACAGGAAAAGCUGGCCAUGUUGCAGUACGAACAGGCUCAGCGGGAGGAACGAGAGAGGAAUUACCUGCAUUUGUUGGCAACAGAGGGCCAGAAACUCAUCUCCAACACCGCAGAGAUAGACUGUCCCAUCUGCUUCUCUACCCUGGAGCCAGGAGAGGGCAUCGUGCUCAGAGAGUGUCUACACACCUUCUGCAGGGAUUGUCUGAAAGGGACAAUAGUGAACAGUCAGGAUGCUGAGGUGUCCUGUCCCGACGCAUGUGAGAGCAAGCUCCUGGACCGAGAGAUCCAAGCGCUGCUCACCGAAGAGGAGCACCAGCGGUUUCUGGAGUUGCGCCUGAGCAUCGCAGAAAGUCGCUCAGAGCACAGCUUCCACUGUCAGACUCCCAACUGCCGAGGGUGGUGCAUCUACGAGGAUGAAGUCGACGAGUUCCACUGUGAGCUCUGUGACGAAACCAACUGCAUUCUCUGCAGGGCCAUCCAUAAUGAUAUGAACUGUAAGGACUACCAGGAUGACCUGCGCAUCCGAGCAGAGAACGACCAGGCGGCUCAGCAAACUAAGCAGAUGCUGGAGAGCUUGCUACAGAAUGGGGAGGCCAUGAAAUGUCCACGGUGUGACAUCAUCGUCCAGAAGAAAGACGGCUGUGAUUGGAUCUGCUGUUUGAUGUGCAAGACAGAGAUCUGCUGGGUCACCAAACAAGCUCGCUGGGGCCCGAAUGGAAAGGGCGACACAUCUGGGGGCUGUAGAUGCCGAGUCAAUAAUCAGUCAUGCCAUCCCAACUGCCAAAAUUGCCACUGAGGGAAGCACACUAAUGAACACACACAGCUGCAAGUGCAUGCACUGUCUUAAGAAACAUAGACCUCUGCUGAUGCUUAAGCUGCUGGCUACAUUCAUGUGGUUAUUUUUCCUUACUUUAAAAGUUUAAGGUUUUUCAGUGUGCCUUGGUGUCUUGUUACUAAGGCACACCUUUCUUCAACUGUGCGGUAACUGUAGAUAUAAAUACCGUACACAUGCUAUACAGACUGCCAGCUACAUCUCCAUAGCUGAGGAUACUAACUCUGUGUGAGAAAAUAAGCUUUACUGGGAUCUUAUGCUAUAAUAAUACAUUUUUUGUGAUAAAUGAAUGCUUGCCAUACAUGUUGACCACUGGCUACUGCUUGUGUCACAAUUCAGUUUGAUGAGCCAGCAAUGAUAUUCUGUUUACUUGAGUUUGGCUUCUACUCAAUACACAUACAUUAAUCAGAGAAAGACACCAGAAUAUUUGUCUUUUAUCUUUAAAGACAAAUAUGCAAAAAAUGGCUAAAACUCAAAUACAAUAAAUUAAAAUGUCAACAGCUAACAUCUCCAUAAAUAAGGAAACCCUAUUGUGUUUUUCUUCCUAUGAUCAGAAUGUUUUUUUAUUGUUGUAACCGGUGGUUAUGUUUGCUGUUUUUGCCAAAAAAUGAUUGAUUUGUUAUCAUAAUUAUAAUAGCAGAUUUUAUUUCAGUCUACUUAUCAGACUGCGGUGAAGGAUUUCGUUUACAUUGAAUGAAUGUGUUAGUAAUGCAAAACAUGCUGCUCUGAUGCACUUAAUAACUGAAAUAUCAGGUUAAAUGGCACAAUGGACAAAUAAUGAUACUGUAUUUUUGUAAGAUUUCAGGAUUUUAUCUGUACGUCCUAAG
This is a messenger RNA of Morone saxatilis (striped sea-bass), 2656 nucleotides long. It is a transcript of the gene rbck1, whose product is annotated as RanBP-type and C3HC4-type zinc finger containing 1. Lineage: Eukaryota; Metazoa; Chordata; Actinopteri; Moronidae. The coding region runs from base 234 to 1793 and encodes 519 amino acids. Gene Ontology annotation, cellular component: LUBAC complex. The transcript is spliced from 13 exons. The record is from RefSeq and is a predicted model, not a curated record. Gene Ontology annotation, biological process: positive regulation of canonical NF-kappaB signal transduction; proteasome-mediated ubiquitin-dependent protein catabolic process; protein linear polyubiquitination. Gene Ontology annotation, molecular function: ubiquitin binding; ubiquitin-protein transferase activity.